This is a messenger RNA of Thalassophryne amazonica, 5939 nucleotides long. It is a transcript of the gene madd, whose product is annotated as MAP-kinase activating death domain. Gene Ontology annotation, molecular function: guanyl-nucleotide exchange factor activity. The record is from RefSeq and is a predicted model, not a curated record. Lineage: Eukaryota; Metazoa; Chordata; Actinopteri; Batrachoidiformes; Batrachoididae. Gene Ontology annotation, biological process: regulation of Rab protein signal transduction; regulation of apoptotic process. Gene Ontology annotation, cellular component: cytosol.
GUCUGUCAGCUUUUAUUUCUUUGUUUUUUUUUUUGUUUUUGUUUUUUUGCACCAUCACAGUCAUGAGCAAGGAGCCGCAUUUCAUCUUUUACGCCCGAGCUUCCUCAGUUGUGAUGGAAAGGAAGCACUGAUUUGAGGGAAUAUAUGUCCUUGAUGUCAUGACAUAAAGGAUGUGGUGAAUCCAAGAUGGAGAAAAAGAAAAUCUGCCCUCGCCUCCUUGACUACUUGGUGGUAGUCGGAGCAAGACAACCAAGUAGCGACAGUGUGGCCCAGACCCCACAACUCCUUCGCCGCUACCCGCUGGUGGACCACCACGACUUCCCGCUCCCACCAGAUGUCGUAUUCUUCUGCCAGCCAGAGGGCUGCCUGAGCAUACGCCAGCGCCGCGUUAGCCUGCGCGAUGACUCCUCAUUUGUUUUCACACUGACCGACAAGGACUCUGGAAUCACUCGCUAUGGAAUAUGCGUGAACUUCUACCGGUCCUUUCAGCGAGGGCAUCAUCGUAGCCGUAGCGACAAAAGCAUUCCCGCUGAGAUGGCAGUACAGGGCGCGGAGAGCGUGAGUGAGGGUUCUGAUGGCAGCGGCGGAGGCCCAUCCACUUUAUUAUCACCACCUCUGAACGGUGAGGCACCACCCUCGCCUGUGUCUGGAGAAGACACUGGGCAAGCGGGAGUGGAGUUUAAUGCCAACAAGUCACCCGAGCAUAAACGAAGAACGGCCAAGACGACAGCCAGGAACCGCAACAGCACGUUAACGUCACUGUGCAUACUCAGCCACUACCCUUUCUUCUCCACGUUUAGAGAGUGUCUGUAUAUUCUCAAGAGGCUGGUAGACUGUUGCAGUCAAAGGCUAACCCAGCGUGCCGGGCUGCCCCGCGCCACCCAGAGAGACACCAUGUGGCGGGUUUUCACCGGAGCACUGUCAGUGGAGGAGAAAGGCAGCCAGCUGUUGGCCGACCUGCGGGAGAUUGAGUCUUGGGUGUACCGGUUGCUGCGGUCUCCAGUACCACUGGCAGGUCAGAGACGUGUGGACGUGGAAGUGUUGCCUCCUGAGCUCAAGCAUUCGCUUACCUUUGCCCUGCCCGACAACUCCCGCUUCUCCAUGGUGGACUUCCCCCUGCACCUGCCUUUGGAGUUACUGGGUGUGGAUGCCUGUCUCCAGGUCCUCAGCUGUGUCUUGUUGGAGCAUAAGGUCAUUCUUCAGUCUCGUGAUUACAAUGCUCUUUCUAUGAGUGUCAUGGCAUUUGUGGCCAUGAUCUACCCCCUGGACUACAUGUUCCCCGUCAUCCCCUUAUUGCCAACAUGCAUGACCUCUGCUGAACAGCUGCUCCUUGCCCCCACACCCUACCUGAUAGGUGUACCAGCGAGCUUCUUCCUUUACAAAUCUGAUUUCAAAAUGCCGGAUGAUGUGUGGCUUGUGGAUCUGGACAGUAGCAAGGUUAUCGCUCCCACCAACGCGGAGAUUCUGCCACCUCUUCCUGAGCCUGAGGCAGGCGAACUUAAGAAACACCUGAAGCAGGCGUUGGCCAGUAUGAGUUUGAACACCCAACCCAUUCUGAACCUGGAGAAGUUCCAGGAAGGUCAGGAGGUGCCCCAACUUCAUCCUGCGAGAGAGAAAGCUUCACCAUCAUCUACAGAGUUCAAUCCCCUCAUUUAUGGCAAUGACAUUGACUCUGUGGAUGUAGCCACCAGAGUUGCCAUGGUGAGGUUCUUCAACUCCCCAAAUGUUCUUCAGGGAUUCCAGAUGCACACUCGCACCUUGCGCCUCUUCCCCCGGCCUGUGGUGGCUUUUCAGUCAACGUCUUUUCUUGCAUCUCGUCCGCGGCGCUCUGGCUUUGCAGAUAAACUUUCUCACACCCAGGCAGUAGAGUUUUAUGGCGAAUGGGCUCUAAAUCCCACCAACCUGGCCUUUCAAAGGAUACAUAACAAUGUGUUUGACCCCUCAUUAAUUGGGGAUAAACAAUGGUAUGCCCACCAGCUACAGCCAGUAGUUUACCGGGUGUACGAUGGAAGCUCUCAGCUGGUUGAGGCUAUGGCUGGACCCUUAGAGGAUGAAGGCAAUGAAUCUGACCCCACAGAUAGUGGUAGUGACAGCGAAGCAUAUGAUGACUCCAGCUCUUCUUAUUCUUCACUUGGUGACCUUGUGAGUGAGAUGAUUCAAGGAGACAUCCAGGGAGACACACCCAGUUUGGACCCGCCUACCCAUGCUGCACUGGGAGAUGCAAGUGAGGUUGAGUUUCAAGACUUCCAGGACCUCAGGGAUGGUCACAGCUUGGAUGGCCAGUCCAUUGUGGAUGGGCACCCUGAACCUUCUGAUGGACAGCCUCUUCGCUCAAGCUCCAGCACGACUGCAAGCUCGAGUCCCAGCACAAUCGUCCAGGGAGUCAACAACGAUCAAGUGGAGUCAAUUGAGAUCGAGGCAUCAGCUAGUGUCCCCUUACCCAACUCUGUGCCAGUGAUGAGCCAGCCGUUCCUCAGACCGACUACUGAAGUCAUCCAGCUGGACUCAGCCAACAAAAAGCAAGAGUAUGACAACCCAUACUUUGAGCCUCAGUAUGGCUUCCCCUCUGAAGACGAUCCUGAUGCCGAAGGGCAAGUGGAGUCUUACACCCCUCGAUUCCACCAGAACCUCAAUGGCAACAAGGUGCUGCGUCCUUUACGUCCCAGUAGUCUGAGACUCCCUGGGGAAUCUGACGGGGAGGGGGACUCCCACAGCAACUCCCCCAACUCCACCAUUACCAACAACAGUAACGAUGGAUUCGGAGGUCUAAUGUCCUUUGCAAGCAAUCUGUACAAGAACCACGGCACCAGUUUUAGUCUGUCCAACCUUGCUCUUCCCAACAAAGCAGCACGGGAGAAAUCAACGCCUUUCCCAAGUCUAAAGGGUGCACGUGCACCCAGAGCUCUUGUGGACCAGAAGUCUUCUGUAAUAAAACAUAGUCCAACAGUGAAACGGGAGUCACCUUCACUGCAAGGUCGCGUCAACAAUACAAGUGAGAACCAGCAGUUCCUGAAAGAGGUGGUGCAGAGCGUUCUGGACGGCCAGGGAGUCGGUUGGCUCAACAUGAAGAAAGUGCGCCGCCUGCUGGAGAACGAGCAGCUUCGCGUCUUUGUUCUGAGUAAGCUAAACAGAGCCAUCCAGUCGGAGGAAGACGCCAGACAGGAGAUCAUACGUGACGUGGAAGUGAACAGAAAGGUGUACAAGGGCAUGUUGGACAUCUUGAAGUGCACAGUUUCCAGCCUGGAGCACUCUUACACAAAUGCAGGUCUUGGAGGAAUGGCCAGCGUCUUUAGCUUACUGGAAAUAGCACGCACACAUUAUCAAACCAAAGACCCGGAAAAACGCAAGCGAAGCCCCACAGACAGUGCUGGCAGCCCAGGAAGUAAGGAGAGUCCUUCCGGUCAUAUGGAGACGGCCAGACCUCAGGGCCUUCUGAAUGUUCCUCACCUGCAGUUGCCACACCACACAGCAGGCAAAGGAGCUCGGCAUUUUGACAGCCGGAGUCUGAACGAGGAGAACUUUAUUGCCUCGAUUGAAUUGUGGAGCAAGCACCAGGAUAAGCAAAAAGCUAUGGAAAAACCACAGAGGUCUGAAGGCGCAAAGCAGCAGCGUGCACAGAUAACUGAUGCUGAGGAGAAGAAAUCACAGAUUAGCGCUGAUAGCGGUCUCAGUGUCACUUCUGGAUCCCAGAAGAGUGACACAGAGUCUGUAACCAGCUCGGAGCCACCGAUCCUGACCAGAAGCACCAGCCAGGACUCUGAGGCUAGCACAGUGAUCAGCAACAGUUCUGGGGAGACACUCGGUGCAGACAGUGACCUCAGCAGCACAGCAGGAGACGGUCUGGGCGGGCGACCUGCACCUCACUUAACUCAGUCUCGAGGGACUCUUUCAGAUAGUGAGAUCGAAACCAAUCCAGCCACCAGCUCUGUGUUUGGAAAGACUCAUACACUGAAACCAGGUGCUAAAGAACAUGUGGCAGUUUUGGCAAAGGGUCCACCUGCCCCCCCUGUGGAAGAUAUCAGCAUGAGGCUUUACCUUUGUGAAGGCCUGCUGGGCCGUGAUAAGAGCUCCGUUUGGGAUCAGCUGGAAGAUGCUGCCAUGGAAACCUUUUCUCUAAGUAAGGAGCGCUCCACUCUGUGGGACCAGGUCCAGUUCUGGGAGGACGCUUUCUUGGACGCAGUGAUGCUGGAGCGCGAGGGCAUGGGGAUGGACCAGGGACCGCAGGAGAUGAUUGAAAGAUACUUGUCGCUGGGAGAUCACGACCGGAAGCGCCUGGAGGACGACGAGGACAGGCUUCUGGCCACUCUGCUGCACAAUAUGAUUGCCUACAUGCUGAUGAUGAAAGUGAACAAAAAUGACAUCCGUAAGAAAGUGAGACGUUUGAUGGGAAAGUCCCACAUUGGCCUCACGUACAGCCAAGAGAUCAACGAGAUUCUGGACAAACUGGCCCAAAUGAACGGCCGCGAGCUCUCCAUCAGACCCAGUGGAAGUCGUCACAUUAAGAAGCAGACAUUCGUUGUUCAUGCCGGUACUGACACCACAGGAGACAUUUUUUUCAUGGAGGUAUGUGACGACUGCAUCGUGCUACGCAGCAACAUCGGCAUGGUUUAUGAGCGCUGGUGGUACGAGAAGCUCAUCAACAUGACUUACUGCCCCAAGACCAAAGUGCUAUGUCUCUGGAGACGCAACGGACAAGAGACACAGCUCAACAAAUUCUACACCAAAAAGUGUCGUGAACUCUACUACUGUGUUAAAGACAGUAUGGAAAGAGCUGCAGCUCGACAGCAAAGCAUUAAACCAGGUCCAGAGCUGGGCGGAGAGUUCCCCGUGCAGGACAUGAAAUCCGGCGAAGGGGGACUUCUGCAGGUCACACUGGAAGGAAUUAACCUGAAGUUCAUGCACAGCCAGGAGCGGAAGGUUUUCAUAGAGCUGAGUCACAUUAAAAAGUGCAAUACAGUGAAAGGAGUCUUUGUCCUGGAGGAAUUUGUUCCUGAAACUAAAGAAGUGGUGAUCCACAAGUACAAGACCCCCAUGGCUCAUCAGAUCUGUUACUCUGUCCUCUGCCUUUUUUCCUACGUGGCAGCAGUGAAGGGGAAGGAAGCUGAAGGCAAACCCAAAAUUCUGUCACCGAGACCCCUCCUGAGCUAGUCGACACCUUUCCUAACCCCCCUGCCCCCACCCGGGUUCAGACUGCCUCCUUGGUCAAAAUGGUAUCUCUCUUCUGCAGUCACAAACUGCUGACAAUCUGUUGAUUCUAAGCACACGCGCUCCUGUCUGUCCAGCAGCUAAAGAAAAAAAACAAACAAAAAACCCCAAAAACAAACAAACAAAGCCGCUUUAGUCGCCGCUGUGUAGACGUGUUUGACCCCGCCCCCGUGGUGUGCUGUAAAUGGUUCCAGACUCUCGUCGAUGUCGUCCUAAUGACCAGCUAGAUGUUUGCCUGCUCUUUAACUCCUGACGGGACACGUGAGGGCCGGUGUCGAGGCGCUGAGUGCAUGCAGGUCCCGUGCACAGCCUGGAUAUUCAGCUUCCCGUCCGUACGACCAUGAGUUACUCUGUGCUUCGUGCUUAGCAUCAUGUUGUGUCUGUUUAAACUGACGGCACAAUCAACCCCCCUGUGCAGGACGCCUCCUACUGAAAAUCCCGCUACACCGGCACACCGCUUUUACGUACUUCUCCAUAACUCUAAAACACGUUUGAAGGCUGAAUUACUGUUCUAGUUCUGCUGUAAAAUGUCUUGUCUGUGGUCUGCUGUUAUCAGUCGCAUGUUACUAUAACAAAAUAAAUAUUAUAUAUUUCUAUAUAUAGUAUUUAUUUAAUAUAUACAUAUUUGCUGUACAUUUCUCUGAAAAAUAUACAAACUGUUGACUUGUUAGAUGUGCAAUAUGAAAUAGCCAUCGUCAGAGCCAAGUUUCCACACGUUAACUGGCGUUAACGGG